Messenger RNA from Prunus avium (sweet cherry), 2201 nucleotides. It is a transcript of the gene PFK5, whose product is annotated as phosphofructokinase 5. Gene Ontology annotation, molecular function: ATP binding; 6-phosphofructokinase activity. Gene Ontology annotation, biological process: fructose 6-phosphate metabolic process; glycolytic process. The record is from RefSeq and is a predicted model, not a curated record. NCBI's taxonomy places the organism in Eukaryota, Viridiplantae, Streptophyta, Magnoliopsida, Rosales, Rosaceae.
CAAAGAGAGCCAAAAAAAGAAGGUUUUCUCUCCGUUUCUCCAUAACCAAGGCCCUACAUUCGACAGCUUGGACCAAAGCUUUUCCCAAGUCAGCUCGUACGGCAUCCCUCCCUUCCCCGUUGCUUUGUAUUUUCUCUUAAUUUAUUUACUCUCUCUCUCUCUCUCUUUGCGUCUCUCUGCAACUCUUCCAAACACUUGCAUUGAUUGAAACGAAGCUCUCUGCGUCUCGAAAUCUCCGUUUCAUGGGCACUCUCUCGCAUGCUGCGAUCGCCCCCAGACUCGCCGCCCUCCACCACCACCGCGCUUCCCAUGGACUUUCGCAUCCGAGUUCGCCGUCUCUGAGGCUGCCUACUUCCAAUGGAGUUGCCAAGAAGAGCCGCGUCGUCUUCGUUCAGAGCAAGAGCCACAACCAGCACAUCGAUUUCAGCGAUCCUGACUGGAAAUCCAAGUUCCAGAGGGAUUUCGAGAGGCGCUUCAACAUCCCUCACAUCACUGACGUCUUCCCCGACGCUGUUCCCAUUCCUUCCACCUUCUGCCUCAGGAUGAGGACUCCGGUGAUAGAAGACUUUGCAGGGGGCUACCCAUCGGAUGAAGAGUGGCAUGGUUACAUAAACAACAACGACCGCGUACUUCUCAAGACUAUAUACUAUUCGUCACCUACAUCUGCUGGUGCUGAAUGCAUUGAUCCUAACUGUACGUGGGUGGAGCAAUGGGUUCAUCGUGCUGGGCCUCGAGAAAAAAUAUAUUUUAAACCGGAAGAAGUGAAAGCAGCAAUUGUAACAUGCGGAGGGCUAUGCCCUGGUCUUAAUGACGUCAUCAGACAGAUUGUCAUUACACUUGAAAUAUAUGGGGUAAAAAAGAUUGUGGGGAUUCCUUAUGGUUACCGCGGAUUUUCUGACAAAGAAUUAGCUGAAAUGCCACUAUCAAGGAAAGUGGUUCAAAAUGUUCAUCUUUCUGGAGGAAGCUUGUUAGGAGUUUCACGUGGAGGUCCCAGUGUUAGUGAAAUGGUGGACAGGUUGGAGGAAAGAGGAAUCAAUAUGCUUUUUGUUUUGGGUGGAAAUGGCACACAUGCUGGAGCUGACGCUAUACACACUGAGUGCCGUAAAAGACGGUUAAGAGUGGCUGUAGUUGGUGUGCCAAAAACCAUAGACAACGAUAUUUUGCUAAUGGACAAAACUUUUGGUUUUGAUACGGCUGUUGAAGAAGCACAACGGGCAAUAAGUUCAGCAUAUAUUGAGGCACAUAGUGCUUACCAUGGUGUUGGCAUUGUGAAACUGAUGGGUCGUAGCAGUGGAUUCAUAGCAAUGCACGCAUCCCUGUCUAGUGGACAAAUUGACAUAUGUUUGAUACCUGAGGUACCUUUUCAAAUGCACGGUCCUCAUGGUAUUUUGCACCAUCUGAAAUACCUAAUUCAAACAAAGGGAUCAGCUGUGGUCUGUGUAGCAGAGGGAGCAGGGCAGAAUUUACUACAGAAAACCAAUGCUACUGAUGCAUCUGGAAAUGUUGUAUUUGGGGAUAUUGGCGUACAUAUUCAGCAAGAGACAAAAAAAUAUUUUAAAGAAGCCGGUGUUCCUGUUGAUGUGAAGUAUAUAGACCCCACAUACAUGAUCCGUGCAUGUCGUGCAAAUGCAUCGGAUGGAAUUCUUUGUGCUGUGCUAGGACAAAAUGCUGUUCAUGGUGCAUUCGCUGGGUAUAGUGGAAUCACAGUCGGCACAUGCAACACUCAUUAUGUAUACCUUCCAAUUCCUGAGGUCAUUUCUCAUCCCAGGCUGAUAGAUCCUAACAGCCGAAUGUGGCAUCGUUGCUUGACUUCCACAGGCCAGCCAGACUUUGUCUAAUUAUGUAGGCCUUAUUAGCUUCAGUUUUGAGAAGUAUAAGUUUCGAAGAGUAAGUUACAGGCAAAAAUAAUAAUAACCAGCGUUAGAAGGAAUCUGGUUUGCUCAGGCAUGCUGCAGAAGAAUAAUACAAAAGGAUGAAGACAUCCCUCCACUAAAUUUGUUUAGUGUAUAGCAUAACUGCUUCAGAUCCUCUUAAUUAUUUUGAAAGUUAAAUUAGGCCAAGCAAUUGGUGCUUUGGUUUAUAAUAUUUCUGUACAUCAUUUGUUGUAUCCUAGAAAUCUGAAUGUGGUUACUGAUAAGAUGAACCAGAGCAACCACACUGGGUUCAUAUAUAUAAUCUAGUUUCAAAACUUGGGAUGCCUA